This is a messenger RNA of Cuculus canorus (common cuckoo), 7020 nucleotides long. RefSeq names its product solute carrier family 24 member 1 (gene SLC24A1). Bases 649 to 2646 code for a protein of 665 amino acids. Gene Ontology annotation, cellular component: membrane. Lineage: Eukaryota; Metazoa; Chordata; Aves; Cuculiformes; Cuculidae. The record is from RefSeq and is a predicted model, not a curated record. Gene Ontology annotation, biological process: intracellular calcium ion homeostasis; long-term synaptic depression; long-term synaptic potentiation. The transcript has 10 exons. Gene Ontology annotation, molecular function: calcium channel activity; calcium, potassium:sodium antiporter activity.
GUCAGCCAUACCAGAAGCUUCAAAGAAAUCUGUGUGCAAGUUAUCCUCUUUAAGUGACCCCUGCUCCAUGCAGAGGAGCGGUGUGAUUUACCCCAGCUGCCCUGUUCCACAGCUGUGGUGAGAAUGAUGUGUCUCCCCGUUGGUGCUUUCAUCCAGUAGUUUGUAACAGAGAUAAUCGCCUGCCUUCAUACUGAGAAUAACCUGUAGUAAAAGACAAAGGUAUUGGCUUGAGAGAUAGACCCAAAUCUAUACAAUACUAUUUAAUCUUCUUAGGGACUGCAGGUAUUAAAGUGGAUUGGCUGUUCCUCCAGCAAUAUGUCCUUCACACCUGACCCUCUCUUGUAUUAGAACUCCCCUAGCAGAGGCAUAGUGAACAUGGGAUCAUUUUCAUCUGCCUCUCUCUGCAACAGUAUCUCCCAUCUGGCUGCUAAGUGUCAAAGAAGCUUCCAGCACUACGCUCAACCAUUGGUACUCCCCCUCCUCUUGGAUAGCCUCUUUGGAAGGAUCCUACACUUUGAGUCAUGCAGUUUCACUCCUGAUGCUUAAUAUCAGCUAGAAGCUCCAAUGGUGGAUGUAGGUGCAAACCACUGAUCAAGAGAAGUCUUCAGUGGUUUCUGGACGCGGCUCUGAUUUUUGAACCCUUAGGAAAUGCAUUUACCACGGAGAAGGCGGCUACAACGGAGCCGAAUCUUUUUCUUGCUUGCCGUAGUGUUGGUCCUCUCUCUCUACCAACUCCAGUUCAGCCCCUCUGCCCUUCCAGCACCACACACAGCACCCCAACCCACAGACGCUGUCAAAGUGACCUCCAGGGACCUCUCCAGCAACAGGACUGCCAUAACAGGCAAUGCCACAGCAGCACCCAAAAUAAGGCACUGUGUAUAUGUGGAUCCUGAGCCAACUGUGCCCAUCACUAAAUCAGUGGAUACAACACCACAGCCAGAAAAUGUCAGUGAAAGCUUCCCAGAUGAAAAGCCACCAUACGAGUCCAAAGGAGAAUAUCCCCAGGACCUAUUCAGUGUGGAAGAACGCAGGCAAGGGUGGGUUGUACUUCACAUCUUUGGCAUGAUUUAUGUAUUUGUGGCCUUGGCCAUAGUGUGUGAUGAGUAUUUUGUCCCCGCUUUGGGAGUGAUCACAGAGAAGUUGCAGAUCUCUGAAGAUGUGGCUGGAGCCACCUUCAUGGCAGCAGGUGGAUCAGCACCAGAACUCUUCACUUCCCUCAUAGGUGUCUUCAUCUCACACAGCAAUGUGGGCAUCGGUACCAUUGUGGGCUCAGCAGUGUUUAAUAUCCUGUUUGUCAUUGGCACUUGUGCCCUCUUCUCAAGGGAGAUACUCCACCUGACAUGGUGGCCCUUAUUUAGAGACAUCUCAUUCUACAUUGUAGACCUACUGAUGCUCAUCCUGUUUUUCCUAGACAGUGUCAUUGAUUGGUGGGAAAGCCUCCUUUUACUGACUGCUUAUGCCACAUAUGUAUUCACUAUGAAACAGAACGUGUACCUAGAACAAUGGGUGAAGCAGGAGCUGAACAAGAAGCUAAAUGCUGUGCAGGCAGCAUCAGCAGAGCGUAUGCGGAAGAAAAGCGGUGGGGCAGUUGCAGAUGAUGGAACAAAGAAGCCAGCAGAUAGCAAGAAGCUGCAGCCUGCAUCAGCCUUACAACGAGGCAGCAGCUCAGCCUCCCUACACAACUCUCAAAUGCGCAGCACCAUCUUCCAACUCAUGAUCCACACCCUGGACCCUCUGGCAGAAGCAAAAUUUAGAGACAGGGUUGACAUCCUGAGCAACAUCACCAAGGCCAAAGCAGAGACUCUGUCUGGACAAGGAUCAAAACCAGAAGCAGAAGAGGACAAGAAGGCACCAAGCAGCAUGCAGGUAACUCCUGCCAGUGACUCUGAACCCAGCAAAGAUAAUGAGAAAGCAGAUGCAUCGCAAGAUGGACAGUCCUCUUCAGAUAGUGACUCCUCAGAAGACAGCAGCUCAGAGAGCGAGGAAGACAGUGAUGAUGACAGCACAGAUGAUGAUGAUGAAAAUGACCAGCCAUUAUCUCUUGAAUGGCCAGAAACUAGGAAAAAACAAGCCAUUUACCUUUUCCUCUUUCCUAUUGUCUUUCCUCUCUGGAGCACUCUGCCUGACGUCAGAAACCCAGACUCCAAAAAGUUCUUUGUUAUCACAUUUUUUGGAUCCAUCCUCUGGAUUGCUGCAUUCUCGUACCUCAUGGUGUGGUGGGCUCACCAGGUUGGUGAAACAAUUGGGAUAUCAGAGGAAAUUAUGGGGUUAACCAUCCUGGCAGCAGGAACGUCAAUCCCUGACCUCAUUACCAGUGUCAUCGUUGCACGGAAAGGCUUGGGUGACAUGGCCGUCUCCAGUUCCGUAGGCAGCAACAUCUUCGAUAUCACCGUUGGUUUGCCAGUUCCUUGGUUCCUUUUUUCUGUCUUCAAUGGGCUCAGUCCAGUUGCAGUCAGUAGCAAUGGUUUGUUUUGUGCAAUUGUUCUCCUUUUUCUCAUGCUCCUAUUUGUGAUUAUCUCAAUCGCUGUCUGUAAGUGGAAAAUGAACAAACUGCUGGGGCUCACUAUGUUUGCUCUUUACUUUGUGUUUUUGAUCGUCAGUGUGAUGUUAGAAGACAAGAUCAUAUCCUGCCCAGUAUCUGUAUGACAUUUGGACACUUCAAGAUCUAUGUAAGCAUACGUCAAAUUCAAAAGGGUUUAAAAUAGCAUUUGUUCUGCUGAAAAAAGCAAACAGAAUUAUCACAAACUUACUGAGAAUAAAAUAUAUUUAACAUGCUAAGAAAAUAAAUAUAAAUCUCAAGUGGUACGUCAGCCUCUCCUGUUUUUCUUUAUGAUCACCACAGAGCAGAUAAUGAAGUGAACGAUAUCAAAUAACACAUUGUACAAAUAACAUACAUAUUUGGGCAUUUGUGGAAAGGCUGAUAUAAUACAGAUGCAUGUUUUUGGAAUAGCUGAUCCUCUCAAAAUUAAUGGAGCUGAUUUUCAGCACACAAUGUUUACUCAUUACAGUAGUAUUUUCAGGAACACUCUCUGUAAAUUACUUCAUAAACUGCUGAAACUCACCGAAAUCAAUGACCUUCACUUCAGUGGGAACAGGAUCACACCUCUGUGACUUGCUCAUACUCAGCUGCUUUGCUCAAAACCCAUUGUGCGGGGACACAUUCUGCAUCUCAGAAGUGAACUCACUCACAUUGCAUGUAAGCAAUGAGCACGGUGGUCCCUGAGGUUCCUGCUGCAGGUGGUGUGCCACAGCUUCCCAAUGCCGAGGCAGUUCUCACUUCAGUGAAUGCCACUGUGGAGCACCUCCAGCUGGUACUCUACACAGCUCCAAGAAUGUGAUGCACUUCUGUAAGAAACGCUUUUUGCUGGCCCUCUAAAGCCUGUGGGAAUUAUAACUUUAUGGUUGUCAAGGAAAAAAACAAAGCAGUGAGUCAUUUCUGCACGCAGAACCAGAGAUGGGGGAUUGCACAGCAAUCCUGAACAUUAUCCACAUGGCUCCUUUGAAAUCUCUACCUGAUCUUGCAACCUAAAUACCUAAAAUUGGUGCUCAGUGCCAGCAGUACAAGUGAUGCCAUAUGGAUUUACAGCUAACUGUAACAAGAUAGAUCUGGGGGUAGAAUAGCACAUUGCCCCUAAUAAAAGCUAAAACCAGGAAUGAGAAAUACUACAACAAGAAUGAGAAUACUACAACUCAACCAAACUUGAGUUUGGUUUUCAUCCUGACACUAACCUGCUAUUUACAGAUUACUAUUUCCAGCACUAAUUCUUGUUGUUAGCAAUCUUCUACGUAAGCCCUAUGAAAGAAUGCCGUGACGUGAACAAACCUGAACGGUUUAUUGUGAAGAAUGCCUCGUGAGGAAUCAACGUAGUUAAGAGUUGCAGACAUUUCCAUCGUUCUAAUCCAACUAAUAAAACGUUAAUGACAAUAACCAGAAAGAUUUUAAGCUUUUUAUUGUCUCACUGUAAAACUUUUUGGAGGAGACAGGAAAAAAAAAAAAACCUUAACAUUGCGAACACUGACUUUGCAUAUUUUAAAGAAACUACAAACCAAAGCAAACAUCAACAUACUGGGUUUUGGUAAAUAAAAUUUAAACAUUACAUAUUUACAAAUCUACAACCAUUCAUUUAAAAAGUGCUGCUUGCAGACUAACAAAGUACCAUUUUUAAAUCCCAGUGAGAUAAUAUCCAGAAAUACCCUCUGUUAUUACUAUUUGCAUCUCCCAUUUGUGAUAGAAAGAUUUUCCAUGCAGGAAUUUUCUUUCUUGGGGUACAAAUCAUUUAAUUUACCAGCUGAAGUCUAAUUCAUCAGGCUGUAACUGUACAACAGCAAACCACCUCAAAAUGGGAAACAGUUAGCAGUGUCAGAGAAACAGCACAAUUCCUAUUCACAUUUCAGUAUUUAAUCUCCAAUAAUUAUUCCAGUGGAACCAUAAGUAAAGCAAAAUAUAUAUUGCACUGCAAAUGUAAAACCUUCAAGGUUUUUGACAUAAGCAUUAUUUAAUACACAAAAGGAGAAAAUUCAGUUCAUACAAAAUUUAAAUUGAAAAUAGGUCUCAUUUUAUUUAUUCAUCUUUGCGGUACUGGAAAAUAUACUCAAAUCGCUUUUCUAAUAAAGGACAGUGAGAUCUGAAAUCUGUUUUAACACUGAAUUGUAUGAUGCUUAAAAAUUAUGCACCUCAGGACCUACAUUUUGAACAUUAUUAUGACUUGAAUGAGGAAAAUUUCCCACUUAAAGUACUAUUCCAACUACAUUUUAUUAUAGUAUUUCUAUCAUGGACUGACUCGCAACAGACUUUAAAACCAAUUCAUUAAAUAUAAUGAUUUAACUUGAUGAGCUACUACCUGAUAGAAUAACUUGAAAGCACACCCAAAUAGACAUCAGCAAUGCUUCAGGAGUGCCCCACAGUAAGAUCGUUUGAAGGAUGCAUACACAAUCCUUUUCAUGGUACAGUAUAUACUCUUCUGAUAAUACUGGCAGGACUAUUGGUGUUUGAAUGAAGCGGCAAACUUGUUGGCUUUAUACAUCUGAAGAGAGUUGGAAGUGCUUACAAUGAAGCUGGGACUAGAAUGGAGGAAGUGGGCCAUAUCUCGCAAGUGUUGCACCUGUUCCACACACAGUUUGCAGUGUCACGUCCUAGGGAGGGGUGGUUAGAGACCGGGCUCAGGCGCUCCUGCCUGACUAAACUAGGGAGCGGAAGCUCGCUUCAUAGCUCAGCACCUCUAACACACCACAGCAGCUCUGGAAAAAGCACUUGCCCUCCUUCAUGGCUUGAAGGUCCUAUAAAACAGUGGCUGCCCCAACGGGUAAAUGACAUGGGACACGACUGCAGAGAGUUAGGAACUCUACCUUAUACGCAGCACAAACAUGCAUGAGUUUAUAUACACAGCAACUACUGUAUCCAACUUUUACUUGGUAAAUACAGUGCACUGACUGUACAGAGCAGAGCACACAUGCACACUAGUAGGUACUUACAAUGAAUGUGUUAAAUAAAAUCAAAAACCCUGGUGUUUUUCACACUGGUUCAGAAGAAUGAAGGGGGUACGUGUCCACCCUACACUGAUACACUGUGUAGAAUGUACUUGGGUGUAAAGGGUAGCUAUAGUUCAUGCAUGCGGAAUACUUCACAAGCAUGGCAGUACAAAAAGAGAGCAUCACAAAUGGUUAAAAUAAAUUAAAUGUGAGAAAUGUUGGUAAGCGUAGCAUUGCCAGCUCCACCCUGGGAGGGGAUGAUACUUUCAGAAAGGUCAGCUACAUCCUUAGCAGCAAAUUAGAGAAGAGGUACUACCCAAUGAAAGCUGUAUCCCACAAGACCACAUCUUCCCAUUGGCAUCAGCGUACAUCUGCAGCUCUACAGCUUUUAAACUCUUUCUCCUUAGGGCAGCAUCUUCUGACUACUUUAGAGAGGUCUGGGAGGAGUUUACAUAGAGCUUCAUAGCAGCGUUACUUCUCAUUUAAGCCUCCAAGAGGCUCGCUCUAUUUCAUUUAAUGAAGUAAAUGUGAGCUUUGAAGUUUACCUCCUUUCUGCCUGACUAAAUAUUGCUGUAUUACCCUUGCAAACUAAAGAAACUUUUGAAAAUAUCUACUGGUAGGCAGACGAAAAUAUAACAUUUAAUGUAACAGCUGAAUAUUUAAAAGUAUUAUAACAGCAACAACUAAAAUAAAUGAGACUUGGAAAAUCAUUAAGAUAAUUAAAAUAAGCUAUUUCUUAAAGCAGAGUUUAAUUUGUUUAGGUAUUUUAUACGACUCAAUGUCUGUUCUCCCACCUGCAGACGAGACCUCUGAUAUUUGUAGCCUACCUUCUGGAGAGCAGCUGCUACGUGACUGAAAGUACAGAAUAUUUUAUAUCUCUAGAACAAGAAAACAUGAGUCAAAAGCCAUGACUGCAGCACAAGGACUGACAGAGCAUUUUGCUUCACAGAAAAAAACCCAAUUGUUUUGCCUGUGAAAUAAAGAGACCAAACAUUCCAAGUACAUCUAAUUAUGCACAAUAUGCCCCAAUAAGUUACAUUCCCUAUAUAUUCCCUGUAGCAAGUUUGCUGUAUCUACUUGAGUUAAAAGCUUUGGAUUAGAAUUAUGUACGUGUCGUAUUUAGUGUUUCAAAUACAUCCACCAAGACUCUGACCGAUGUGCAUUUACGAAGAACUUCUUGCAGGCUGUUGUUUGCUUUGUAUUACAUCUGUAAUGAGGUCAUAUUAACAAACACCAACAGCUGAGAUGGACUGAUUCUAUAACAUAACCUAUAAGACACUUCCUCUUUACUAGGGAGUAAAGGGAACAGAGAAGAAGCGAAGGAGAAUUCUCCAGAAGUGUUUUACAGGGACAUAAGUAUGUUCAUCAGUAGAGUUUUAUAGAAGCUGACCAUACCUUUCUUCUGAUUGCUGUGGUAACACGUUUUCCAUGUAUGCAUGAGAGAAACCCUGUAUCUAGAGUAUUGUCUAGGUGAAGGUUAACAUUUUUUAUUCUGCUUUAAAACCAAAUUGCUCCUCAAAACGUAACUGGGCAAGUUACUAUAAAUAGCAG